AUGGAGGUGGAUGGGGAAAGACCAUCUUUGAGCGACAAGAUCAAGAUUCUGCCAGGCCAUGCUGCUGAUAUGAGCGCAGCGACGUUUUGCCUGGAAGAGGAGGAUCACACGCUAGGCAACUCUCUGCGAUACAUGCUUAUGAAAGACCCUCAAGUCGAGUUCUGCGGCUACAGCAAUCCUCAUCCCAGCGAGAGCAAGAUCCACCUCAGAGUUCAGAUGUAUGACGGAGUCUCGGCGCUGGACGCGCUUCACACAGCUCUGGUCAAUUUGGAAGAUCUUUUAGACGCUAUUCAAACUUCUUAUGAUGAUAAUCUAAGCAAGGGAGAUUUCGAGAGGUACGAAGAGAAGGGCACAAGUGAGGAAGCUUUGAGAGCUAUGGUGGAAAAGGGCCGAGAGAUCGAGGCGGCACAGGUCAAGAAGCAACCUGAAAAAGCUACUGCACUUAGCUAG
Messenger RNA from Ceraceosorus guamensis, 450 nucleotides. RefSeq names its product RBP11-like subunits of RNA polymerase. Gene Ontology annotation, molecular function: DNA binding; protein dimerization activity; DNA-directed RNA polymerase activity. Gene Ontology annotation, biological process: DNA-templated transcription. The record is from RefSeq and is a predicted model, not a curated record. The transcript is spliced from 4 exons. Bases 1 to 450 code for a protein of 149 amino acids. Lineage: Eukaryota; Fungi; Basidiomycota; Exobasidiomycetes; Ceraceosorales; Ceraceosoraceae. Gene Ontology annotation, cellular component: RNA polymerase I complex; RNA polymerase III complex.